AUGAAAACCACCCUCAAAUCUUUAUUCAGCGUAUUUCUGUCGCUGGCUAUCCUACUGCUAGGUCACGGUCUGCAACAGACACUGCUGCCCCUGCACGCGCAGAAUAUUGGCUGGAGUCCUGCUGCGAUCGGCCUGACUGGCGCCGCGUAUUUUGGCGGCUUCAUUCUGGGUUGUCUCUGUAUGCCGCGAUUGAUUGCCAAUGUAGGGCAUAUUCGAGUUUUCACAGUCUGCACCGCGCUGGCGAUUGCAGCCAUUCUGACCCUUGCAAAAUGGCAAUACCUGCCAGUCUGGAUUGGUAUGCGGAUGGUCACCGGGGCCAGUUUGGCAGGUUUCUACAUGAUUAUAGAAAGCUGGCUCAAUGAAAAUGCGACGGAACGCGCGCGCGGCAGCCUGUUAUCUUUGUACGGAUUUGUCUGUAUAGGCGCCAUGGCCUUGGGGCAGUUGUUGCUCACCGGCGGGGAUGUUCUGCAGGGCGCAGCGUUGGCAGCCAUCAUUUUUGCGCUGGCCAUUGUUCCCGUUGGCUUAACCACCAGCCCGCAGCCGGCAACACCAACACAGGUUGUGCUCAGCUUCCGGGUAGCCUACCAGGCCUCUCAGGUUGGAUUGAUCGCAGCGGCCAUGUCGGGCUUUGUAAUGGGGCUGAUCUGGAGUAAUGGUGCGGUUUUUGUCAGCCGGGUUGUGCUGGAUGACCAGGUUGGGGUUACUUUUAUCAUGUGGGUGCUGCUGGGUGGACUGUUCUGUCAGCUGCCCCUGGGCCGUCUGUCGGAUCAUGUGGAUCGGCGUUGGGUCAUUCUGGGGACCAGCGUGUUGGCGUUUGUCUGCUCAACCAGCUGGGCAUUAUUCGGCUCGACAACACCAUUACAGCUCUAUGUGUUAGGUUUCAUUGUGGGUGGCGCUGCGAUGCCGCUCUAUUCCCUCGGCGUAGCACAUGCAAAUGACAACGCGCGGGGAGCUUUUCUGGUGAUUGCAGGGGCUUUGUUGCUGGCCAACGGUCUCGGUUCUAUUGCUGGGCCAUUGCUCUACGCAGGGCUCGUCUGGUUGCAGCUGGAUAACCUGUUUUUUGUGAUGAUCGGCAUUGCUUUUGCCCUGGCAGCAGCCUGGACAGCGGCACGCCUGGUCUUUCAUGACGUGUCUCGCGAUCACUAUGAGCCUUACCAGAUGGUACCGAAGACCACGAUGGGCGCGGUAGAUAUGGACCCACGGGCGGCAAAAGCCCGCGGUCACGAAGUGCGUGUUUUAGAUCACCUGCGCUGCUUCAUGGACAUCACCUCAGAAAAGCCUACUUUGCAUUAUCGUGACGAAGAAUUUGAUGCAGAUCAUUUUGACGCGAUUAUUCCUCGUAUCGGUUCUUCGGUCACCUUCUAUGGCUGUUCUGUGGUACGGCAGUUUGAAAUGAUGGGUGUGUACUGUGUCAAUGAAUCUGUUGCAAUCACGCGCUCGAGAGACAAGUUGCGUUCGUUGCAGUUGUUGUCACGUCGUGGUGUGGGCAUUCCGGUCACAGCGUUCGCCAACUCACCCGACGACAUCAAAGGUUUAAUCCGCGAAGUAGGCGGUCCGCCUCUGGUGAUUAAACUGCUGGAAGGCACCCAGGGUAUCGGUGUUGUGCUUGCAGAAACGCGCAAUGCAGCCCAGAGCGUGAUUCAAGGUUUCAUGGGCUUGUCUGCCAACAUCCUGGUGCAGGAAUUCAUUAAAGAAGCCGGUGGAAGUGAUAUCCGUUGUUUUGUAGUGGGUGGAAAAGUGAUUGCCGCCAUGCAGCGAACUGCACCGGAAGGGGAGUUCCGUUCCAAUCUGCACAGAGGCGGCAGCGCUAAGGUGGUGCGUCUCAGCCCACAGGAGCGUCGUACCGCAGUUAAUGCCGCUAAGAUUAUGGGCCUGAACGUUUGUGGUGUGGAUCUUGAACUCUUCGCCGGGUCUUAA
Symbiodinium pilosum is the source of this 1917-nucleotide messenger RNA. Lineage: Eukaryota; Dinophyceae; Suessiales; Symbiodiniaceae. The record is from the annotation of a GenBank genome assembly.